AUGUUUGAGAGCCAUCAUAUGUUCGAUAUGACCCCGAAGAGUACUUCUGAUAACGACUUGGGAAUCAUCGGAAGCCGAGAAGAUGAUUUCGAGACCAAGUCAGGGACUGAAGUCACCACCGAGAAUCCUUCUGGUGAAGAGCUCCAAGAUCCUAACCAACGUCCCAACAAAAAGAAGCGUUACCAUCGCCACACGCAACGCCAAAUUCAAGAACUUGAAUCGUUCUUCAAGGAAUGUCCUCAUCCAGAUGAUAAACAACGGAAAGAGUUGAGCCGUGAUCUCUGUUUAGAGCCUCUUCAAGUGAAGUUUUGGUUCCAAAACAAACGCACACAAAUGAAGGCACAACAUGAGAGGCAUGAGAAUCAGAUUCUAAAGUCAGACAAUGACAAACUCAGAGCAGAGAACAAUAGAUACAAAGAAGCUCUAAGCAAUGCUACAUGCCCUAAUUGUGGCGGUCCUGCUGCAAUUGGAGAAAUGUCCUUCGAUGAACAACAUAUCAGGAUUGAAAAUGCUAGACUCCGUGAAGAGAUUGAUAGAAUUUCUGCGAUUGCUGCAAAAUAUGUUGGGAAGCCAUUGGGAUCGUCUUUCGCUCCUUUAGCCAUCCACGCGCCUUCUCGUUCGCUUGAUCUUGAAGUUGGGAACUUUGGGAACCAGACAGGAUUUGUAGGGGAAAUGUAUGGAACAGGGGACAUUUUGAGGUCUGUUUCGAUCCCUUCCGAGACCGAUAAGCCAAUGAUUGUCGAGCUAGCGGUUGCAGCUAUGGAAGAACUCGUGAGAAUGGCUCAAGCCGGGGAUCCUUUAUGGGUUUCAACUGAUAAUUCAGUCGAGAUUCUCAAUGAAGAAGAGUAUUUUAGAACGUUUCCGCGAGGAAUUGGACCAAAGCCAUUAGAAUUGAGAUCAGAGGCUUCAAGAGAAUCCGCGGUUGUUAUAAUGAAUCACAUCAAUCUCGUUGAGAUUCUCAUGGAUGUGAAUCAAUGGUCUUGUGUUUUCUCUGGGAUUGUGUCAAGAGCAUUGACACUUGAAGUUCUUUCGACUGGAGUUGCUGGAAACUACAAUGGUGCCUUGCAAGUGAUGACAGCUGAGUUUCAAGUUCCAUCGCCACUAGUCCCGACACGUGAGAACUACUUUGUGAGAUACUGUAAGCAGCAUAGCGACGGUUCUUGGGCUGUGGUUGAUGUCUCUUUGGACAGCCUGAGACCGAAUCCGAUCUCAAGAACCAGAAGAAGGCCUUCAGGUUGUCUGAUUCAAGAACUGCCUAAUGGUUAUUCUAAGGUUACAUGGAUAGAGCAUAUGGAGGUUGAUGAUAGAUCGGUUCAUACAAUGUAUAAACCGUUGGUACAUUCCGGUUUAGCUUUUGGUGCGAAACGUUGGGUGUCUACACUCGAACGCCAAUGCGAACGGCUAGCGAGCUCUAUGGCUAGCAACAUUCGUGCGGGUGAUCUUUCCGUGAUAACUGGUCCAGAAGGGAGGAAGAGCAUGUUGAAGCUAGCUGAGAGGAUGGUUAUGAGCUUCUGCAGUGGCGUAGGCGCGUCGACUGCACACGCGUGGACGACAAUGACGGCUACAGGAUCCGAUGACGUUCGGGUUAUGACCCGGAAGAGUAUGGAUGAUCCAGGAAGACCUCCGGGUAUUGUUCUUAGUGCAGCAACUUCAUUUUGGAUCCCAGUGGCUCCAAAACGUGUUUUUGAUUUCCUCCGCGACGAAAAUUCCAGAAGCGAGUGGGAUAUUCUCUCAAAUGGAGGAACGGUUCAAGAAAUGGCUCAUAUAGCCAAUGGUCGAGAACCUGGAAACUGUGUCUCCUUGCUCCGAGUCAAUAGCGGAAACUCGAGCCAGAGCAACAUGUUGAUUCUACAAGAAAGUUGUACGGACGCGUCUGGUUCGUAUGUGAUUUAUGCACCGGUGGAUAUAGUGGCUAUGAACGUUGUUCUGAGCGGUGGAGAUCCUGACUACGUGGCGUUGUUGCCGUCUGGUUUUGCUAUUUUACCUGAUGGUUCGGUCGGAGGAGGUACCGGAGAUGGGAAUCAUCAGGAAGUGGCUACUUCUUCUGGAAGUUGUGGUUCGCUAUUAACUGUUGCGUUUCAGAUACUUGUUGACUCUGUUCCUACAGCUAAGCUGUCUCUUGGAUCGGUGGCUACGGUUAAUAGUCUGAUCAAAUGUACGGUGGAGAGGAUUAAAGCCGCCGUUGCUUGUGACGGAGGAGGAGGAGGAGCCUAA
This is a messenger RNA of Arabis nemorensis, 2214 nucleotides long. NCBI's taxonomy places the organism in Eukaryota, Viridiplantae, Streptophyta, Magnoliopsida, Brassicales, Brassicaceae. The record is from the annotation of a GenBank genome assembly.